CCCAUAACUCCCCUUCGCUGGCGCCACCGACGAGAAUGGCGGCGACCCUCGAGCUCCACUCCGUGCUGCGCCUCCCUUCCUUGCCCUCUCCUCCGCGAUGGGCCAUCCAUCGCGCCUCCAUCGUAUGCCGCGCCGUCUCUGCUGCGUCGCCCCCGAUCUUGGUCGCCGAUGGUGAGCUGGAGGCUCUGGAUGGCCGCGAGCGCACCGUCGCCCGCAUCGGAUUGCCUAGCAAGGGCCGCAUGGCUGAGGAAACACUGGAGCUUCUCAAGGCUUGUCAGCUGACGGUGAAACAGGCGAAUCCGAGGCAGUACGUGGCUUACAUUCCUCAGCUCGAGAACUUGGAGGUGUGGUUUCAGCGACCUAAAGAUAUUGUUCGUAAAUUAAAGUCUGGAGAUCUAGACCUUGGUAUUGUAGGUUUAGAUACUGUCACUGAGCAUGGACAGGGAAGUGAGGAUUUGGUUCUCAUUCAUGAUGAACUCGAUUUUGGACAUUGUCAUUUAUCUAUUGCAAUUCCCCAAUAUGGAAUUUUCGAAAAUGUGAACUCCAUAGAAGAGCUAGCGCAAAUGCCUCAUUGGACAGAGGAGAGACCUUUAAGAAUAGCAACGGGAUUUUCAUACCUUGGCCCUAAGUUUACAGCAGAGAAGGGUCUGAAGCAUGUUAUCUUUUCAAGUGCUGAUGGGGCACUGGAGGCAGCUCCAGCGAUGGGGAUAGCAGAUGGAAUUCUGGAUCUAGUGAGUAGUGGGACAACUUUGCGCGAAAAUGAUUUGAAAGAAAUUGAAGGUGGUGUUGUUUUGGAAAGCCAGGGUGUACUAGUUGGUAGUAAAAAAGCCUUGAUCCAGCGUGAAGGGGUAUUAGAAAGUACCCAUGAGAUUCUGGAAAGACUAGAAGCACACUUAAGGGCGGUUGGGCAAUUUACGGUAGUUGCAAACAUGAGGGGAAGCAGUGAGCAAGAAGUGGCAGAGAGGAUUCUUGGUCAUGCUGAAUUAUCUGGCUUGCAGGGGCCGACGAUAAGCCCAGUGUACUGUGAACGAGAUGGUAAGGUUGUGGUGGACUAUUAUGCGAUUGUCAUAUGUGUGCCACGAAAGGCCCUUUAUAAAUCUGUUCAGGAAUUAAGAGCGAUAAGCGGCAGUGGAGUUCUGGUCUCUGAGUUAACAUACAUAUUUGAAGAAGAUACUCCAAGAUGGUGCAAGUUGCUUUCAAAACUUGGGUUUUGAAUCAUUUGUGCUGAUAAAUCAGCUGUAUGAAGUUCUCAUCACUUGAAUGAACUUGGUUCAAUUGCUGGUCACCGAAGGAAGUUCAUUCAGCAACUUCGAUCGAUCAUAUAAACUUUACAAAUAAGGUUUCACCUUCAAAUGCCGAAGGAGAUUGCUCUUGUUCAGGAAAUUAUGUGUAGAAGUAGAAAGUGUGUACAAUUUAUUAGGUUCCUGUGCCCUUGUGUGUCUGUCCUAAAUUAUGUGUUGUCAAUUUGUCAGUAAUUCUGCAUUUUCAUCUGUUAUUACUAGUGGUCAAGUUUGCUUAUCCUGUUGUAACCUGUCCACGGACAAAGCCUUCAUCUUGAACUGCUUUGGAACUUCGGAUCCCGGUUAAUCAUAUAUUCUGCGUUCAUCAUGUUAUUCUUGAUCUUAUCCAGAGCUAGGAUUUCACUUCCUCCUGGAGAUUUCAACCGCAAAUUAGCAAUCUGAAUUUCCUUUUGGACAUGUGUAGCUGUCCUCGAAUUUAUAUCAUACCAUCGUCUUGAGGUUCUCCUGCUGCCAAUCUUGCGUCUUUUGGAUUUGAACAUCAACACCUCAACCUUUUCUUAUCUGGGAAAGAACUACUUUUUUGGAUCAUGAAAUCGAUCUUAAGUAGUGGGUUCUACUUCUAAGUUGUUUUGUUCUAUUUCACUUAUUGUAGUUUAUCUGUUUUUGUUUAGGCCUUUGUAUU
This is a messenger RNA of Dioscorea cayenensis subsp. rotundata (Guinea yam), 1923 nucleotides long. Its product is annotated as ATP phosphoribosyltransferase 2, chloroplastic-like. Gene Ontology annotation, biological process: L-histidine biosynthetic process. Gene Ontology annotation, cellular component: cytoplasm. The record is from RefSeq and is a predicted model, not a curated record. The transcript is spliced from 12 exons. NCBI's taxonomy places the organism in Eukaryota, Viridiplantae, Streptophyta, Magnoliopsida, Dioscoreales, Dioscoreaceae. Gene Ontology annotation, molecular function: ATP phosphoribosyltransferase activity; magnesium ion binding. The coding region runs from base 36 to 1214 and encodes 392 amino acids.